AUGUGGGUACUUCUACUACUUGCCGCUAUCAUCCCACAGACAUUCUGUCAGCUAGAAGAGUAUAAAAUCGAUGUAGAAGAAUGUAAAACAGCGGGAUUCAAUCCGGAGACAUUGAAGUGCGGUCUGUGCGAACGGCUAUCAGACUAUCAUUUGGAGACGCUAAUGUCCGAUUGUAUGCAGUGUUGUAUAAAGGAGGAGGAGUUCAAGCAUAAUAAGUACCCAACUGCAAUUCUAGAAGUUUGCGAGUGCAAUUUGGCGAGGUUCCCACAGGUUCAGGCAUUCGUCCACAAGGAUAUGGCUCGACAGUUCGGCGGAAAGGUCCGUGUGAAGCAUGUCAGAGGAGUUCGGCCACAAGUCGCACUGAAAGACGCCGAUUCCAAGACACAAGAGGUGUUGAGUGUCGAGAAGUGGGACACCGACACACUCAUCGACUUCUUCAAUCAGUGGCUGGAAUAA
Caenorhabditis briggsae is the source of this 456-nucleotide messenger RNA. The record is from RefSeq and is a predicted model, not a curated record. NCBI's taxonomy places the organism in Eukaryota, Metazoa, Nematoda, Chromadorea, Rhabditida, Rhabditidae. The coding region runs from base 1 to 456 and encodes 151 amino acids. Gene Ontology annotation, cellular component: endoplasmic reticulum lumen. The transcript is spliced from 4 exons. Gene Ontology annotation, molecular function: oxidoreductase activity.